AUGGCCAAUCGCGCCGUGCCCAAGACUUCCCAGGUCACCCCUGGCGCCCAUGUCAACAUCGUCCUCAAGCCCGACCAGCGUACGGGCCGCCAAGUCAGCGGAGUCGUGCGCGACGUGUUGACGCGGGGCGACCACCAUCGCGGUAUCAAGGUCCGAUUGACAGACGGCCGCAUUGGGCGGGUCCAGAGCAUCGCCGACGCCAGCUCGCCCACCAAUAGUGGUAGUACGACGGCAGUACAGGGUGGUGUCGCCUCGCCUGCGGAUGGGCUUGUCGACCCAGUAAGCAACGCCACUUCGCGCCCGCGGGGACGGUCCCCUCGCUAUCGCGACGCGCGUCUCGAAGAACCGCUCGAAGCAGCACCCCAGCAAGCCGAUCUCAGCGCCUUCAUCGUUCCCGCACGACGCCAAGGCAAGGGCAAGAAGGGCCAAAGGGGCCAAAAGGGCCAAAGGGGGGAGACCAGCCGGUCGAGAAGUCCGGCCAACCACCAUAGAACCCCGCUGGGCAACGAAGUCGAUGCAGCGGCCGAUGUCGGCUCGGUGAUAACGACUUGCCCCGUGUGCGGCACAUUCGAGGGCGACGAGACAGCCGUCUCAUACCACGUCGCGGAGCACUUCCAGUGAGGACUCCCGGCCCGAUGUGACGCCGUCGUGUCGACGUGCGCGCGACGGCAGAGAUCUAAACAACACAUGGACCUAUAUUGCAGCUCGCCCUCUAUCGGACGUACGCAGAAUCAUGAUUCGCCUAUCCUCGAAUAAAAUAGUAGCGUGUUUACGAGAAUCGGAACACACACAUACAACGUC
Molecule: messenger RNA, 801 nt
Organism: Durotheca rogersii
Lineage: Eukaryota; Fungi; Ascomycota; Sordariomycetes; Xylariales; Xylariaceae
Exons: 1
Coding region: 1-621 (206 amino acids)
Source: RefSeq, a predicted model, not a curated record